AUGUGGGUUCUGGCCUUAUCUGCCAGAUGGCUCCCGGAGGGGGAUGAUUUAUUAGCUGCCGCAGUGCAAAACGGGCUGGGUGCUGACGUGGCGGCUUUCCCCCCGGGUCCCAUUCUGUCACAGACUCGAGGAGACGGCGGCCGCGGGGAGCGGCUGGGCUGCCGCGGCAGGGACGUGGCCAGCAGUGGACGCCUCACCUGGCCGGGCCGCAGGGGGCGAGGCGGAGGCGGAGCAGGGCCGGGGCUGAGCGCUGCGGGACGUGGAAUCAGCCCCCGGUGA
This is a messenger RNA of Rangifer tarandus platyrhynchus (Svalbard reindeer), 279 nucleotides long. NCBI's taxonomy places the organism in Eukaryota, Metazoa, Chordata, Mammalia, Artiodactyla, Cervidae. The record is from the annotation of a GenBank genome assembly.